This is a messenger RNA of Gadus macrocephalus (Pacific cod), 3896 nucleotides long. RefSeq names its product aspartyl/asparaginyl beta-hydroxylase-like. Gene Ontology annotation, cellular component: endoplasmic reticulum; membrane. The coding region runs from base 537 to 2780 and encodes 747 amino acids. Gene Ontology annotation, biological process: peptidyl-aspartic acid hydroxylation. The record is from RefSeq and is a predicted model, not a curated record. The transcript has 25 exons. Gene Ontology annotation, molecular function: peptidyl-aspartic acid 3-dioxygenase activity; protein binding. NCBI's taxonomy places the organism in Eukaryota, Metazoa, Chordata, Actinopteri, Gadiformes, Gadidae.
CAUGUUUUCCUGAGCCCCUCUAUGGUGGAUUGUCCCGUCACUCAGGCCGUGGUUACCAGGGAGUUCAGCCUAGCCUGCUGGUUUCUAAGAGAGAACGACGUGUAUAUCGGGAUCGAUCUGUGCGCCUCACCGAGAAGAACAUUAUCUCAAUUUCCACCGUGAAGCUACGCGGUUAGCCUCAGCAGUUAGCCUCAACAUUAGCCUCCGCAUUAGCCUCAGACGGUUGUCGCGCAUCUGCAGACGCAUCGGGAAGCUACGAACAAAUGGCCCAGAAAAAGAGCCCCAAAAUCCGGUCCAAAAAAGUUGAUUGGCUCGUCUCUCUGGUUCUGAACGGCAAGGACCAAGUGUCAGCCUAGGGUCGGUUUAGCCAUCCCGCCAUCCAGUGACAGGCUGGUUCCACAGGGGGCGGGCUUUGGUGAAGAACCAUUUGAGCGGGACCAGGGUUCUUGCUCUCAGCUGCUUUCGGUCGGGUUGGAUUGGAUUACUUCCGGUUCAGUUCUGAACCCGUUGGGUUCAGAGGCCAGUUGGGGUUUCCGAUGGAGACAUGCAGACCCCGAGACUCCUCCUCCACUGCUUCUGGAAAGGAGGUGUACAUGGAGGAAGAGGAGGAGGAGGAGGAGGAGGAGGAGGUGAUGUAUGAGGAGGAGCUGUGUGAUGAGGAGGAGGUGGCAUCUGCUGUACAGGACAUAGGUUGUCUUAACGAGGCAGAGAAGCCGCUGGUUGGAGCAGAGGUUUGUCCCUACCUACGGGACUCAGAUGGAAAGCCAACGGCGGACAGCAAAAAUGGGCUCAAGUCAGACGGAGGAGCAGCAGCUGCAGCAGCAGCAGCAGCAGCAGGAGGAGUAGGGCCCAAGACCACCAUGUUUACUUGGUUCGUGGUCCUGGCUCUCCUUGGGGUCUGGAGCUCUGUGGCGGUGGUCUACUUCGACGUUGUUGACUAUGACAGUGUCAUCGCGAGGGCUAAGGAGUUCCGUGUGAAUUUCUCUGAGGUUCUACAAGGUAAACUGAUGGCGUACGAUAGAGACGGAGAUGGAGACUUCGACAUGGAAGAUGCUAAAGUUCUGCUUGGUUUGAAAGACCCAGUGACAUUUGAAGUGGGAGGGCGGCCUGCUGAGGAACACGACCGGGCCCCCCCUGCUGACACCCAGGACCCAGACCGGGACCGCCCUGCUGACACCCAGGACCCAGGCCAGGUCCGCCCUGAUGACACCCAGGACCCAGACCGGGACCGCCCUGCUGACACCCAGGACCCAGCGGUCCGCCCCCAGCCCCCUCUGGUGGAGGACUUUGUUCCAGAUGACCCCAGAGAAGACAGUGGACAUCCAUAUGAGGACGAGGUUGAGACCAUAGACACCACUGGGGUCUUGGUGGAGGAAGUGAUGGCAGAGGAAACUAUGGUUGAAUCUGGGAAAUAUGUGACCAGCUCCAAAGUAUCCCAGGAGACAGAGAGCCGGUCGGACCAGAAGGUAAAAGAGAAAACUAAGAAGAGUAAGCCCAAGCUGCUGAAUAAGUUAGAUAAGACCAUCAAGGUGGAGAUCGACGCCGCAGAAAAGCUACGCAAAAAGGGGAAGGUGGAGGAGGCGCUGAAGAGCUUCGAGGCCCUGGUCCAGAGGUUCCCCCAGAGCCCGCGGGCGCGCUACGGGAAAGCUCAGGCGGAGGACGACGUGGCAGAGAAGCAGCGCAGCAACGAUCUGCUCCAGAGAGCCAUCAACAGCUACAGAGAGGCCUCGGAGCUGCCCUCUGCGACCCCUGACCUCAUCAGGGUCACGCUGAAGAGGCGGGCGGAGAGGCAGCAGUUCCUCGGCAGGAACCGGGGUGCUCUCCUGACACUGGAGAGGCUGGUGGAGGUGUUCCCGGAGGACCUGGGUCUGAAGAACGACCUGGGGGUGGCCCACCUUCUUAUUGGGGACAACAAGGGGGCCAAGAGAGUAUAUGAGGAGGUCCUGGCUGUUGCCCCUGGCGACGGCUUCGCCAUGGUUCACUACGGCUUCAUCCUCAAGUCGGAGAACCAGAUCGCAGAGAGCAUCCCGUACCUGAAGGGAGGGUUGGAGUCUGGAGCUCCAGGAACAGAUGACGGACGCUUUUACUUCCACCUUGGGGACGCGUUGCAGAGAGUAGGAGACGACAGUGCUUACCACUGGUAUGAACUGGGACACCAGCGGGGCCAUUUUGCAUCUGUGUGGCAGAGGUCUCUGUACAAUGUGGACGGACUGCAGGCCCAGCCCUGGUGGACCCCCCAAGAGACUGGCUACACAGACCUGGUCAAGGCUCUGGAGCGCGGCUGGAAGGCCAUCCGGGAGGAGGUGCUGGCGGUGCUGGACCUGAAGACCGGCCUGUUCAUGCCGGAGGAGGAGAACCUGCGGGAGAGAGGGGAGUGGGGCCAGUACACUCUGUGGCAGCAAGGGAGGAAGGCUGGAGACGCAUGCCGCAGUGUCCCCAAAACCUGCUCCUUGUUGGAGCGAUUCCCUGAAGCUACAAACUGCAAGAGAGGACAGAUCAAGUUCUCGGUGAUGCAGCCUGGGACCCACGUGUGGCCCCACACCGGGCCCACCAACUGCAGGCUGAGGAUGCACCUGGGGCUAGUGGUCCCUGAGGAGGGCUGCAGGAUCCGCUGCACCAACCAGACCAGGGCGUGGGAAGAGGGCAAGGUGCUUAUCUUUGACGACUCCUUUGAGCACGAGGUGUGGCAGGAGGCUGCCAGCUACCGCCUGAUCCUCAUCGUGGACGUGUGGCACCCGGCCCUCAGCGCCCAUCAGCGCCAGACCCUGUCCCCCAUCUAGACCGGGUCAGGAGGCCAGAGCCUUUCCCCCAUCUGAGACAUCUUGUUCUGUUGCCUCCUGGAAAGACAGACAGACAAACCACGUUGUGCCAAGUCUGGCAGAUAUAGACACCAAGCGACGGAGUGCCAACCUGAGUCUGGAGUGAUGAGGGGGCCGAUACACUGACCAGUCCCUCCACAUUGACUUUAAUAUUAGUAUUUUGCUAUGAAUGACUAAUUGAAUGUGUUUUCAACAGAGACGUUAUAAACUUGCCUUAGGAAACGUCCCAAGCCUCAUGCACCUGUCCUCGUUAAGCCUUGUUAAGCCUUGUUAGCCCUGACUUAAUCCUCAACCAAUGAAUACUCUGGCUCUGGCUGUGAGCAGCAGAACUCGUGCUCUCCCCCCUGGCUCAGAAGUCUGGCCAGUGUUUUCAGUGUGCAGAGGGGAUUGUGUCUUUCAGUGUGUGGAUAAACACUGUGAUAUUUGAAUGAAAGUAUACGUUCACCUGUGAGCAUUCAGAAAAACUGACAAUCAAUAUCAUAUACCAUUUGAACUUGCCAGACCAAUAUAAAUCACACAAUGGAUCAUUGCUCUUAUGAUACUGUUAUGAAAAUGUUUAAAGCUAAAUGUAAGAAGUAAAUGUUAGAAGUUAGAUGGGGCGGUCGUCAGGCAAUCCUCUAGGGAAUUGGCUAGAAUGAAGCUACAGCCCAGUGUGACAACACAUCCCUGACUACGCUAAACUCAACGGCUGGUUUAGGACAGACCUGAUCAGUGGCUCAAUGGCUGUCUUGUGGAGCUCUGUGUGGCCUGCUGUAGGAGUAUUCACUGUAUAUUGCAGCGUUGAAGUGAAUCCUCAUUGUUUGUUUGAUAGCAUGCACAGAAACAGGAAUAACUACAUCUUCGUCAGAUAGAUAAAGAAUCAAAUAUGUAACAAAAUCAACAAAAAAACUAAAUCUUUCUACAAUUUUAUUUUUUUAACAAAAAUCGAAUAUUUUUGUAUGCUGAUGAUCAAGUACAUUUUGUAAAUUCAAAAGAAGGUCCAUUUCUCUCUACUGCUCUUUGUAGUUUUUUUUAACACGCCUCCACAUCCUACAAUUGCUGAAUAAAACGAAUAGGUAACUCGCUUCUUGGAAUGUC